GCGUGUUGAUGUGUCUGACAAACCGUUGGGGCUCAUCUUACAAAUCUCUCAGUGGAAGAGAGGAGCAUCACCUUAAAAGCACCGCCUCCUCAUGAUCCCAAGAGAGUCCAAUUUCCAGCUGACAGUCGUUCAGGCUCCAAAGAACAAAGCAUGAACCCAGCUCAGUCUUAAAUCUCAACGCGAAUGCAAUGCUACGUCAAAUGUGAAGCGCCACGGAGGAUGACCCAGAAGAUUUAUCGGCCCAAGAAGACGUGCGGUGAUGAGAUGAGUGAAACGUGAAUUGCGAGAGAGAUUAAGAUCUGAAGGUUGAAGCAGUGACAGUCACGAUAUGUCAACUGGAAAACAUCAGGCCAUAAAAAAUCACGAGGUGGGAGCCAUUCAGAGGGCUGAGCUUGUGGUACACGAAGAAGAUUGAAGUCCUGUAAGAUCAUCUGAAAGCAGUUAGCUGAAUGAGCUGAAAGAAGAACGAGCUGAGGGAGAAAUCUGUUCAUCGGUCUUGCCGUGGCCUUCUGCUCUGCUCUGCUCUCUGAUGAGGCUUGGUGAAUAGCCAAUGACGAGUGGAGAUCUGCUGCCACAUACCUGUCCUGUAAAGACCGCAGUGUCGAAAGCUGGGGGUUGUUCAACACGAGCUUUGAGGAUGGAUGUGUGGGGGCUGCGGCUGCUGAUGCUGAUGCUUGCAGCUGGCUCUAUUGUGGGCCACGGCACAUGUGAUGCUGUGCAAGAGCAUGGAGGUGUCCGGACCUCAAAUUCUAUGGUAUCAGCCAUGUUUGUCUUCGGAGAUUCGGUUGUGGACGCUGGCACCAACUCGUAUUUUCCGAGCCUGCUGCAGGCCAAUUACAAGCCUUAUGGCGCCCAGUAUUUUGGCAAGCCAACUGGACGAUUCACCAACGGACGAACAUUUGCAGACUUCUUUGCGGAGAAAAUCGGUCUCCCUUUCGCAGAGCCGUAUCUGAAGAGAAAAGGCAAAUGGAGUAUCAUGCAAGGGGUGAACUAUGCUUCUGCAGGGGGUGGGAUUUUCCGAGUCACCAAUCUUGAGUUUAAGGUGAUACCUCUGUCUGAUCAGAUUCUUCAGUUUGCACAAACGAAGACUUCCAUCGAGCAGACUCUCAAAAGCACAGCAGCUGCCAAAGAGCUGUUCUCGAAAUCGUUGUUCUUGAUAAACAUUGGCACGAAUGACCUCGUCACCUACCUCUUCAAUCCAUCCCUGCCGAUCAGAGACUACUUGAGAAACUCGAUGGAUGCUCUCGAGGACGCAGUGAAGCAGCUGUACAAUGCAGGAGGGCGGAAGUUCAUGUUCCUGGACGUUGGGCCUAUUGGAUGUGUUCCUGCAAUUGUGGCAAACGCUCGAGUAGAAGAUGGCACGUGCCUCGAGUCUGUGAACGACCUGACCAAGAAUUACAACACUGCUCUGGAGGAGUUGGUGCUUGAGAAGCUGCCAGGGACCUUCAAAGGCAUCCAUGUCAUUAUUGGCAAGCUAUACGAGACUUUCGAUGUCAUGGUCAACAAUGCAUCAGCAUAUGGUUUCACAGAGGGAGUGACAGCAUGCUGCGGAUCAGGCUUGUAUAAUGCGGAGACUCAGUGUGGUCGGCCAGCCGAUCUCAUUACCAACCCUCCCUAUAACCUGUGUGACAAUGUGGACAAAUACGUUUUCUGGGACUAUUUCCACCCGAGUGAACGAGCUUAUGGUAUUGUGGCUGAUAAACUCUGGAAUGGUGAUUUGGACGUCGUUGCUCCGAUGAAUCUGAACAACCUUGUAAAUCUGCAGUAGCCUGCCCUCCCUCCACAGUAUGUUAAGGUCGUGAUAAUAACAUUAAAUGGAUAAUAAAACGUGAAAGCAGUUUUGGCUUUUGUGAACACACGAAACGCCUGCCCAG
This is a messenger RNA of Marchantia polymorpha subsp. ruderalis, 1874 nucleotides long. The record is from the annotation of a GenBank genome assembly. NCBI's taxonomy places the organism in Eukaryota, Viridiplantae, Streptophyta, Marchantiopsida, Marchantiales, Marchantiaceae.